AUGCUGGCCUUCAGGGGCGCCGUGGUGCAGAUGCCCUCGAUGGGAGAGGUCAACAUACUCCCUGACGCCGCCAUUAUUGUCGACGCCAGCGGCGCCAUCGCCGCGAUUGGCGAUGGAUCAGACAUCGAAGCCCUGUGCGCCACGCACGGCGUCCCCGCAAGCGCCGUGCGCGUGCUGGGGCCGCAGCAGAUGCUCCUGCCCGGGUUCGUAGACACCCACAUCCACGCGCCGCAGCUGCCAUUCACAGGCACUGGGACCGACCUACCGCUGUUCGACUGGCUCAACACCUACACGUUCCCAACCGAGGCCGCUCUGCGCGACGCCGCGCGCGCGCGCGACGUGUAUUCGCGGCUGGUGGCUCGCACGUUGUCGUUAGGCACCACUACGGCCGCCUACUUCACCACCCUGCAUAUGGAGCCCUGCAAGGGCGCUGCUCACGGCCCGCCGCCCAGCAGCCCCAACCCCCUCACAUGCAUGCACCCCGCCAUGUGCGUAAUCGCCACGGCAAACCCCGAGGUGCUGGCCGACAUUGUGGAAUCGGUGGGCCAGAGGGCCGUCAUAGGCAAGGUCGUCGAUUACGUGAUUUCGAAGCGCUGUCCGAGGCUGACGCCCGCGGUGAUCCCGAGGUUCCCGCCCACCUGCUCCCCCGCCAUGCUGGCCGGCCUCGGGCGGCUGGCGGCGGAGACGGGGGCGCACGUCCACAGCCACAUCAGCGAGAGCCGCGAUGAGGUGCGCGCGACGGCGGCGCUGCACCUUGGACGCGCCGGCAGCGGUGGCGACGGCACGGCCGCGGGCGGCGGGGGCCCUGGGGCCGAGCCGGAGCAGGGACGGGCCGGCAACGACUGCGGCAGCGACGGUCGCGGCGCCCCCGGCGGGUGCGGCGGGGACCUUGAGGCAGGGGAGGGCGGCGGCGCCGCGGCGGCAGAGGAGGAGUUCGACGGCAGCAGCGAUGUGGAGGUGUUCAGGGCCGCCGGCCUGCUGACCCCGGGCAGCGUCUUCGCGCACGGCACGCAGCUGGGCCCCGCCGGGCUGGCCGCCAUGGCGGCCGCGGGCGCGGCGAUAUCGCACUGCCCGCUGUCGAACUUUUACUUUGGGGAUGGGCUGCUCGAUGUGGCGCGGGCGCUGAGGGCGGGGGUCACAGUGGGGCUCGGCUCCGACAUCGCGGGCGGGUACAGCUACUCGAUGCUGGUAGCUGCCCGCAUGGCCGUCGCCAACAGCCACGCCCUCAAGGCCGCCUCGCUCUCCGCCGGCGGCGCCGCCCGCUCAGUGGCCGCAGCCGCCGCCGACCACGUCUUAGACUGGAAACACGCACUCUGGCUCGCCACAGAGGGCGGCGCGCGCGCGCUCGGCCUCGGCGGGCCGCGGGGGCCGGCCGGCGCGCUCGAGCCGGGGCACGCGUUCGACGCGUUGCUGAUCGACGCGGGGUGCGGGGCUGCGUUUGAUGCAUUCGAGGGGGACGAGCUGAUGCAGCUUCUCGAGAAGUUCGUGCACCUGGGGGACGACAGGCACAUAAGAGAGGUGUUUGUCCAAGGCGCGCGCGCGUGGCCCCCGCGAGCGCCUGCCGGCAGCUGA
This is a messenger RNA of Monoraphidium neglectum, 1572 nucleotides long. Its product is annotated as guanine deaminase. The record is from RefSeq and is a predicted model, not a curated record. The coding region runs from base 1 to 1572 and encodes 523 amino acids. Gene Ontology annotation, molecular function: zinc ion binding; guanine deaminase activity. The transcript has 5 exons. Gene Ontology annotation, cellular component: cytosol. Gene Ontology annotation, biological process: guanine metabolic process. NCBI's taxonomy places the organism in Eukaryota, Viridiplantae, Chlorophyta, Chlorophyceae, Sphaeropleales, Selenastraceae.